This is a messenger RNA of Triticum urartu, 446 nucleotides long. NCBI's taxonomy places the organism in Eukaryota, Viridiplantae, Streptophyta, Magnoliopsida, Poales, Poaceae. The record is from RefSeq and is a predicted model, not a curated record.
UUAGAAAACCACCAUUGGCCCCUUCUGCGCAGACCACCACGCGCACAAGCACAAGUCGACGACCAAAAACAGAGGAAGCAGAAGAAAAGGCAAAGGCCUCCAAGAUCUCGGCUCCGAGAGAGAUCUGAGAGAGAGGUGCUUCGGAGAUGCACGACUUCUGCUUCACGAUCCCCUACGGGUUCGCGGUCCUGGCCGGCGGCCUGCUGGGCUACCUCCGCCGCGGCAGCACCGCCUCACUGGCGGGCGGCGCCGGCGUGGGCGGGCUUCUCCUCCUGGCAGGGUUCGUCAGCCUCAAGGCCUUCGAGAAGCGCCGCAACUCCUACCUCGCCCUCGCACUCGAGACCCGUACGCUCCGUCUCCCUUCCUCCAAUUUCAACUGCGCAUUUAAUUGUAUGCUUUCUAAUUCAUCACAAAAGAAAAGAAACGGAUAGCUGCACGGUGUCGAG